AUGACCAGGAACAGGAAGUGCUCUCGCACUGCAGCCUCCCUUGCCCUGCUCUGCCUCGCGCUGGCGGCACACGGUGUGGCAGCUGCCAGGACCGUGCCUGCUGCAGCUGGCGUCGCGGCGCAGGCCUCGCUUCCGGCCGCCACAGAGAGCGGAGCCGGUGCAGGAGGAGUGGGCGCAGCGGACGCGAAGAACCUGUUCGUGGGCAUGGGAGGCAUGGGGAGCCUGCCGGGCCUCCCGGCCGUCGGCGGUGGCUACGGCGGGGGCUUCGGCAACAACGGAGCCGGCGUCUCCACCGGUAUCACGGGCCCGCUCGGCGGCGUCUUGGGUGGCGUGCGGAGUGUCAGUUUCCUGGGCAGCGUCGGGGGUGCCGGCGGUAUCCCGUUCGGAGGCUUCCGCGGGGGCGGUGCCCCGUUUGGCGGGCUCGGAGGCGUGUACGGCGGCGGAGGCACCGGCGGUGCCACGCCUUGAGUACGCCGUUGUGGCCGAGCUAGCUAGGGCACUCUGGGCCAUGCAUACAUGUACGUGACCAUCCUCGGCAGUGGUCUAUGGUGGAUCGCGCUAGCUUUGCCUGCGUAGCUGCGUGUACCUAGGUAUUUCCAAAUGAAUGGCGCAACAUAUAUGCGCAGUAGUACUUAGUCUCCAGGUGUGUGUGCGAGCUGCUGGAGGAGUACAGUGGGAGACGUUGGAGUUUGUCCGUAGCUAAAAGUCAGUGUUUGUGAUGGUUGUGUUUGUGUUUGAUUGGUCGUGUGAAGUUGUAUCUAGGAGUAAC
Triticum dicoccoides is the source of this 769-nucleotide messenger RNA. RefSeq names its product PE-PGRS family protein PE_PGRS47-like. The transcript has a single exon. NCBI's taxonomy places the organism in Eukaryota, Viridiplantae, Streptophyta, Magnoliopsida, Poales, Poaceae. The record is from RefSeq and is a predicted model, not a curated record. The coding region runs from base 1 to 468 and encodes 155 amino acids.